GCAAUUUGCAAAGAUGGAAAAUGGAAGCGGAAUUUCAGAUACAGGUACAGCGUACUCCAGCCGGAGGGACAAGGGUAACUGAGUAACUCUCUCUCUCUCUUUUACAAAUCGAUAAAGCGAUGAAAAGGAAGAGGUAGUCGAUUCAAUUUAUCUCAAGCCUUCACGGGAUGCCGGAAGAGAAACAACCACUCUCCCUUUCCCCUCCCUCGAGUCUCGAACACCACCGCCAAGGAGGAGAAGGGCAAGAAGGAGACAUUUCUUUGUCGUCGUCGAUUGACGCGGUGUUAAGAUUCUUCAAGAAUGUGGGAAUCUCCGAGGACGUUCCAGAAGGUGCUCAAAUCAAUGAUUAUUUAUCUCAUCUCAUCCGCAGCUUUCUUAAGGUCGAUCGCAUCGAACGCGGCCGGAUUACUUGCAUUCUCACUCCCAGUCCUCCUCUACUCAACUAUUAUGGUUCGUUGCACGGAGGUGUAGUUGCGUGUGUUGCGGAGUUGAUAGCGAUCGCUUGUGCUCGAACCGUCUCUGCACCCGAGAAUAAGGAAUUGUUUCUUGGGGAAUUGGCAACGUCCUAUCUCUCAACUGCUGGGAGGAAUGUUGAAGUGGAGGUUGUUGGAUCCGUAGUCAGGCGUGGAAGGAAUGUGAUAGUAGUUUCAGUUGAAUUCAGGAUAAAGGAAACUGGAAAAUUGGUGUACACUGGUCGAGCCACCUUCUACAACAUGCCCGUUUCAAAUUUGUGAAUUUCCCACUGUUUAAUUAAUCAAAAAAUUAGCAAAUGAACUGUCUAUUUGUAUAGCGAUAUUAUAAAAUAAACUGUGUAUCUUGUUGCAGUGUAGUAACAGGUUAUACGGUGAAAGGAAAGGAACAGCAAACGCUAUUACAUGUUAUAUUGUCCAAAGUGUGGUAACAAUAAAAUUUGUCACUACAAAAUA
Messenger RNA from Nelumbo nucifera (sacred lotus), 926 nucleotides. Its product is annotated as Thioesterase superfamily protein. Lineage: Eukaryota; Viridiplantae; Streptophyta; Magnoliopsida; Proteales; Nelumbonaceae. The record is from RefSeq and is a predicted model, not a curated record. Gene Ontology annotation, molecular function: fatty acyl-CoA hydrolase activity.